CGGGCUGUAGCUACCGCUGUGCGCAAAGACGCACAGGCAGCGACUGUUGUGCGCUACAACUAGCGAGGGCUGUCCGGACCUCCCUCUUUAUCCCCGACAGCUACUCAGACAGCACCUCCCUCCAGGUCGGGGCGGAGCCAGCCUGCUUGACCAAAAUUUUUCCUUCCUGCCCGUUGGCCACGCGUUUAAUGAGGCUGGUGGGAGAAGAGACAUUGCUGCGCGCACGGGCUGCAAGCGGCAUGUUGUGCGCGCCAUGGCUGCGUUCGGGCCGCUUUGCCAGACCCGUCGCUUUGCCCUGGUUGAAGCGCUGCAAAAGGCCGAGUUUUGCAGCGGCUGCUGGAAGCAAGAGGGCGCUGGGCGAUGAUUCCCGGAGGAGGUGGUGCUCUGCCGUAUCCGAAGGCGGGACGAAGUGGAUCAAGCCCCCGGGCCGAGAGACCGGCAUCCGGAUUUACAACAGCCUAAGCAGAAGCAAAGAGCCUCUGAUCCUGGGCAACGCGGAUGUGGUGACUUGGUAUAGUUGUGGGCCAACAGUGUAUGACCACGCACAUCUUGGGCAUGCUUGCUCUUAUGUUAACUUUGAUAUUAUUCGAAGGAUAAUAACCAAGAUGUUUGGGAAGGUGGUAGUCAUGGUGAUGGGGAUCACAGAUAUAGAUGACAAAAUAAUUAAAAGAGCUAAUGAGAUGAAUGUGUCUCCAGUUUCCCUUGCCCGCUUUUAUGAGGAAGAUUUCAAGCAAGAUAUGGAAGCAUUAAAGGUUCUUCCUCCUACAAUAUAUAUGAGGGUGACUGAAAAUAUUCCUCAGAUCAUUGCUUUUAUACAGCAGCUUGUUACCAACGGACAUGGUUAUUCAACCUCCAAAGGUAAUGUCUAUUUUGACAUCUGUUCUUGGGGAGACAGAUAUGGAAAACUCAGAAAUAUUUAUCUUGAUGCUCAAGAAGAACUGGUUGACAGCGAUAAGCGCCACAUGAAGGAUUUUGCACUUUGGAAGGCAGCCAAACCUGAGGAAAUGUGCUGGGAAUCUCCCUGGGGGAAAGGAAGACCUGGCUGGCACAUCGAGUGUUCCACAAUCUCCAGUUUAGUCUUUGGACAGCACUUGGAUAUCCAUACGGGUGGAAUAGACCUUGCAUUUCCCCAUCAUGAAAAUGAGAUUGCUCAGUGUGAAGCUUAUCAUCAGUGCCAGCAGUGGGGAAAUUAUUUUCUACAUGCUGGACAUCUACAUGUUAAAGGGAGUGUGAAAAUGUCAAAAUCAUUAAAAAACUACAUUACAAUUAAGGAUUUCCUGCAGAAGUCUUCACCCAAUCAGUUCAGAAUGUUUUGUUUGCGAAGUGGAUACAGAUCAGCCAUAGAAUAUAAUGAAGAAACCCUGAAUGAUGCAAAGAAUGUCCUUCAUACUAUCUCUUCUUUCGUGAGCAAUGCAACUGCCUACAUGAAAGGGCAACUCAACUGCGAAGCCAUUAGGGAAGAUGUACUGUGGGAAAGGUUGUCCCACACUAAAGCAAUAGUAAAAGGUGCCUGUGCUGAUGACUUUGACACCUCCAGGGCUGUCGGUGCAAUUACGGAUCUCGUUCGCCAUGGCAACAGACAGCUUAAGGCCGUCACUAAGGAAGCUGGGUCUCCUAGAAGUGCUGUGGUGUUUGGAGCCAUCAUCUCCUAUAUACAGGAAUUUCUUAACACAACCGGAAUCACCCUUGAUGAAGGACAGGUUGCUCUAGAACGUAAGCAUUCAGCCAUGCUGUCCAGCGUGAUUGAUGAACUAGUGAACUUCCGGAUCAAAGUGCGUGAUUUUGCUCUUGCUAUACCUGAAACAACCGGCGUGCCCGCCGAAGGCACUGUCCUGUCAAAAGAAACAAAACAGCAACAAAAGGCGGAAAAGCGCCAGCUGUUACAGGAGAGACAACCUCUUCUGCAAGCAUGUGACCGCUUACGGCAAGACCUAGCUGUUUAUGGGAUCAACAUAAAGGACAGAAGUACAACUUCUAAUUGGGAACUUGGACAGCCCAUUAAAGAACCGGAGAAAAGUUGAUGCAAAUGUGGAAUACAACUGGACUGAAAUACUGUGAGGGUAACAAGAGGAUCAAAACAUUUGUGCCUUGAGUUAUUAGACUUCUAUAUCAAGGUGGUCUCAAGAUUUCUCAUAUUCCAUACUUUAAAUUUAGAAACUAUGCUUUUGUUCAUUCUUCGAAAAGACUGGUGCUUUUUGGAACAUGGUACGGAUCCAUUGCCCAAGGCAGCAGGUCUUCCUUUUUCAAAAUCGUUCAAACCUGUUCUCAUCACCAUCAGCACUGCAGCUAAGCUGAUUCAUCUAGGAUCUGUAAAAAAAACCCCAACCUCUCUGGGAAAAGUUUCCAUCCUGAGGUCCAAGGAAGUAAGAGGCUGUGUGGAUGCCCAGCAGACUGCUGUACUGCAUAGAUGGUGAGAGAAAGGAGGGCGGCAGCCCAGGAUCUGGACAUCUUUCACAAUGUGAAGAUUGAAGAAAAUAAAAGUGCUCUUCCCACUAUAAUUCAGCAUGAUUUACUGCACAGGCUGGUCAGAUGAAAAGUUACAAUGGUAGUCUGGAGAAGACCAGGAUAUUUAUAACGGUGACAAGUCAAAAAUGUUUGGGGUGUCGUUUGCUGUGGGAGAAGACAGAAUUCAGCAGAUGCUAUUUGUAUAAGAGAGACUUACUUGCGGAGUUGCAGACUUUAAUUAAUGGGCCUGUAUUGCUUAACCCAUACAUCAUUAAACAGCUGGCACUGUU
Messenger RNA from Sphaerodactylus townsendi, 2735 nucleotides. It is a transcript of the gene CARS2, whose product is annotated as cysteinyl-tRNA synthetase 2, mitochondrial. The coding region runs from base 189 to 2021 and encodes 610 amino acids. The record is from RefSeq and is a predicted model, not a curated record. The transcript has 16 exons. Gene Ontology annotation, biological process: cysteinyl-tRNA aminoacylation. Gene Ontology annotation, cellular component: cytoplasm. Lineage: Eukaryota; Metazoa; Chordata; Lepidosauria; Squamata; Sphaerodactylidae. Gene Ontology annotation, molecular function: cysteine-tRNA ligase activity; ATP binding.